Entamoeba dispar SAW760 is the source of this 525-nucleotide messenger RNA. RefSeq lists its product as uncharacterized. Lineage: Eukaryota; Evosea; Mastigamoebida; Endamoebidae. Bases 1 to 525 code for a protein of 174 amino acids. The transcript is spliced from 2 exons. The record is from RefSeq and is a predicted model, not a curated record.
AUGUUGAUAAUGACUCCAAAGUGUCUACAUGCACAGUUCACAGAAGCAAAGUCAUCAGAAUCUGAUUACGCAUUAACACAAGGAAGAUUAUCUUUACAACCACUAUCAAAAAAUUAUUUAAAUAAACCAAUUUAUAUUACAUGGGAAAAUGGUCAAAGUGAUAAUGUUAAUUAUUCAAUUCUUAAAUAUGGUUCAAGAUAUAAAGUGAACAAAGAACAGAUAGAAAACAUUAAUAAGCAUCAUUUAAUGGAAGAAGAAUUUUUAAAAUCAAUUAAUAGAACCACAGAAUCGAUUGAAAAUGAAGAAUUAAAAAACGAAUAUGGGUCAUUAGUUGAACCCAUAUAUUGUAGAGUUUCAGACAAAAAAGUGAACACUUUUAUAUUGAAAAGUUUUAUAAGUUUUCAUACACUUAGUCCUUAUUAUAAAACAAUUUUAAAUUGUAUCGAAUUAUUUGACUCAAAUGAAUAUCCAAUUCAAGUGAUACUUCCAGAAAAUGAAGGAGGAGAUGAAGGGAACAAUGGAUAG